Tachysurus fulvidraco (yellow catfish) is the source of this 1518-nucleotide messenger RNA. It is a transcript of the gene tbcb, whose product is annotated as tubulin folding cofactor B. The transcript has 7 exons. Gene Ontology annotation, biological process: cytoplasmic microtubule organization; tubulin complex assembly; post-chaperonin tubulin folding pathway. Gene Ontology annotation, molecular function: alpha-tubulin binding; microtubule plus-end binding. The record is from RefSeq and is a predicted model, not a curated record. The coding region runs from base 257 to 997 and encodes 246 amino acids. NCBI's taxonomy places the organism in Eukaryota, Metazoa, Chordata, Actinopteri, Siluriformes, Bagridae. Gene Ontology annotation, cellular component: cytoplasm; nucleus; microtubule plus-end.
ACAAGUGGGCGGGAGAAACUUCUAGAAGCAAACAGGGCGGCGUGGAAACUACCGGAAGGUUUAUUUUUUAAGCCGAGUAAUUUAUCUACAUAAUCACAGGAUUUAAUACACGUGUCAGGAGACAUUCACUCACUUAGGUAGGUUUUUAGGUAAAAUAUUUAAACGGCGAGAAGAGCCCUUAGCUACGACAGUUAGCAAGUAGGCUAGCUCUGCUAGGUGCUGCUUAGCAACAAAGAAGGAACACAGGGCAGGAGACAUGGACGGGAAUGUGACGGUGAUCACCAACCCCACGGUGACUGUGCGUAUGACCAGCACUCUUGGCUCGUUCGAAGUCAGCCGGAGAUUUAACCGAGGGCUUACCAUCGCAGAGUUCAAGAGCAAGCUGGAGCUUGUCAUCGGCUGCCCCGCAGCCUCUAUGGACCUUCAGUUGUUCGACACUUCAGACAAGUUCUUGCAGAACAUUGAUGAUAACGAGGCUCUGUUAGGUUCUUAUCCUGUAGAUGACAACUGCAGAAUACAUGUGAUCGAUCGCAGUGGUUCUCUGACUGGCGUGUUCAGUGAUUUGUCCAAGGUGGAGAAAUAUGAGAUUUCUAAAGAAUCAUAUGAGAAGAGAACAGACUCAGUGCGAAACUUCAAAAAGAACAUGAAGAUAGGGAGCUUCAAUGAAGAGAACAUGGCUAAGAAGACAGAGGCUCUCUCACAGAAAGAAGAGGAGGAGAAAGCCGCUUUGGCCUUGAUUACAGUUGGCAAGCGGUGUCAAGUUCAAGUGGUCGGUCAGCCAACAAAGAUCGGCACAGUCAUGUUUGUGGGUACAACAGACUUCAAACCAGGCUACUGGGUGGGUGUGAAAUACGAUGAGCCCCUUGGGAAAAAUAACGGCAGUGUGAAUGGAAAGCAGUACUUUGAGUGUGAGCCAAACUACGGUGCGUUCGUGAAGCCUCUGUCUGUGACUGUGGGGGAUUUUCCAGAGGAGGACUACGGUCUGGAUGAGAUGUAGGCGCCACCGGGCAUGAUACCACAAGGUAUCAGGAGGCUGAAAAACAUCAGUGCAGGCCUCUUGUCAGUCCAAUGUCAUAGUCCUUGUUGCAGGAGGUUUUCCUGUUAUAGCUAAUCAUAUUUUAGUUUCAUGCUUGUCCUGAAGAGACCUAAAAGGUGGCCUUUACCCAACACUUUUAGUGGAAAAUUAACAGCAUCUCCUUGUGGAUAAGUAAAUUAUUAUUUUUUAUUACAUCUAGCCACUGGUAUUGUUUAGCUCAUAAUGUUCGGACAGCAGUAGACACCAGAUUAGCUAGAUUAACAGAUGGUGUUAUUUGCCAAGCAUUUUGCUUUGAUUUGAUUGUGAACAUUUCACGUCUCGUUUUCUCACCAAACUUCAAUGUUUUUUUUUUUUCCAUCUCUUCAUCGACUGUGUAAUGAAUGGCAAAAUGUACAAGAAGAGAGAGCAUACCAAUCAUUUGGAAUGUUGAACUGUUUUCAUUUUGCUAAUAUAUAAUAUGUAUAAAUGGUUUUGCAAACUAA